AUGGGUUCCAUCCCUGUCCCCACAACCCCCCACGCACCACCACCACCUCCUGCCCACGUGUGCCUGGCUGCCUUACUCCUUGUAUUCCUGGGCUGGGCCUGGAUCCUAGCGGUCCUCCACCUGGUCUGGCUCCAUGGAGAUAGAAACACACCUGGGGCAGGAGGCCACUGCUCUGCCUGCGUCCGCAACCGGGCCAUUCGCAGACAUAUCCGUGACCACCUCCCCAUCUCAGCGAGGCACUCGGGAACGGUGCGCUGGCUGGGAGCAGGGCUUCAGAAUGGACUCUCGGGACCUUCACCCCCGAAGUCCAAUGUCAGCUCCCCAGUGGGGUGUGCACCCUCUGUCCCCCAGCUGGUUAAAACCGCAGAUCCGGAUCCCUCCUGGAACUACCUCUUUGGCUUCCACCCUCACGGGGUCCUGGUCAGCGGGGCCUGCAGCAACUUCUGCACAGAGGCCACUGGCUUCUCCCACCUCUUCCCUCACCUCCAGCCCCACCUGCUCACCCUGCCCUGUUGGUUCCAGCUCCCUGUCUUCCAGGACUACAUCAUGUGUGCUGGUGAGGAGAGCGCUGGGUCUCAGGAGCCCCAGUCCCUGCUGUCACCUCCUACCUGCCCUCCUCCCGCAUGCGGGCACUUGGUCCCAGCUCUACUUACUUUCCCAGAGCCCUGCGCCCUCUUUUCUGGAAGAAUCAGGCGUCAGGUCCCCUGCCAGCGCCUCCUAUCUCUUGUCCCGGCCCCGGGGGGCCUCCUGGGAGUGGGAGGGCCCCUGGAGGCGUGGGAGGCAAAGCCCGGAGCGCUGAGCUUUCGAAUCCGGAAUCAGAAGAGAUUUGUCAAGUUGGCGCUGGAAGAGGGCAGCAACUAGCUCAUCCAGCAGUUUCCGAACCCGCCGGGCUCAUGGGUGCGAAGGACACAGGAAGCGCUGCAGCCACUGCUGAGAGUGGCCCUGCCGCUGUUCCACGGCCCCCGGGGGCCUCCUCUGCCCUUCCGCACGCCCAUCCACACCGUCGUGGGGGCCCCGAUCCCGGCGCAGCGAACCCCGCGGCCCAGCCGGGCGCGGGUGGAUGCGCAGCACGAGGUCUACUUGGAGCGGCUCAAGCAGCUGUUGAAAGAGCACAAAGCGCGCUCUGGCGUCCCCGCCGACGGGCACCUCCCCCCACCUAGACACGCCGCCGGCCCCCACCGGUGCCCUCGGUGA
Molecule: messenger RNA, 1194 nt
Organism: Balaenoptera acutorostrata (minke whale)
Lineage: Eukaryota; Metazoa; Chordata; Mammalia; Artiodactyla; Balaenopteridae
Product: putative diacylglycerol O-acyltransferase 2-like protein DGAT2L7P
Biological process (GO): triglyceride biosynthetic process; diacylglycerol biosynthetic process
Cellular component (GO): endoplasmic reticulum membrane
Molecular function (GO): diacylglycerol O-acyltransferase activity
Source: RefSeq, a predicted model, not a curated record